Mytilus trossulus (common blue mussel) is the source of this 549-nucleotide messenger RNA. Its product is annotated as complement C1q tumor necrosis factor-related protein 2-like. The annotation marks the transcript as partial. Gene Ontology annotation, molecular function: protein binding. The transcript is spliced from 2 exons. Lineage: Eukaryota; Metazoa; Mollusca; Bivalvia; Mytilida; Mytilidae. The record is from RefSeq and is a predicted model, not a curated record.
CUUAAUGUUAAUUUUAUAAAAAUUAUAAAUAUAAUUUUUUUAUCAUCAGCAGGUUGUUCUUGCAACGUUGCAUUUUCGUCGUACAUGACCGAAGCUAGUGCUAAUUCACAAAGUGCAUCUAUGUCGGACGGUACCACAAUUAAAUUUGACAGAACAGAGGCAAAUUACGGUGCAGGAUACAGUACGAGUACAGGAAAGUUUACAGCACCUUCAUCCGGUGUUUACGGGUUCACUUGGACCUUUUGCGUUGAUUCACGUACUACUGACGGCGGUGCUUUGAAUUACGGAGAAUACGGUACAGAAUUGAUGAGGGCCAAUUCCGUCAUUGGAGUACUACAUACAGAUACGGAAACGAAAUUAGACGACGCAUGCUCAACAGGAUUUGUCAUCAAGUACGUAUCUGAAGGCACGGAAGUUUACGUCAGGAAUAAUUAUGCUCACCAAGGUAAAAUCUUGAGCAAGGAAAAUCAUACCAGAACAACAUUCUCCGGGUGGAAAUUGUAUCAAUAAUAUUUGAAUUUGAUGCUUUGGUGUACCUCCUGAUAUAUU